Molecule: messenger RNA, 1820 nt
Organism: Alosa alosa (allis shad)
Lineage: Eukaryota; Metazoa; Chordata; Actinopteri; Clupeiformes; Clupeidae
Gene: casp23
Product: caspase 23, apoptosis-related cysteine peptidase
Exons: 11
Coding region: 21-1364 (447 amino acids)
Biological process (GO): proteolysis
Molecular function (GO): cysteine-type endopeptidase activity
Source: RefSeq, a predicted model, not a curated record
GCCGCUUCACAAACAACAUCAUGGAAUAUUCUGCACUCAACACCAACUCUACCGACGCAGUUCCGAGAAAAUUUGACAUUAAAAGCCUAAACCAGGAAGAAUUGAUCACAGACAGCAGCCUUUUACCUCGGUUGCCAUGUGGUCACCAUAUACCUCCUGAUUACCUGAUUGCGUGGAUCCGAUCCCAGCUUGAACACAAACAUACUGAAUUCACCUGUCCAAGGUUUGUCCAACCAAAGCAGCGGCUCUGUGGUGCCAGCUUCUCCUAUCAUACGGUGUGUGAGCUGGUUCAGCUGAAGCCAAAGACACAACAGUAUUUUGAAGAAACAAUUUCAGCGCUCACUGCCUUGACAUUGUGUGACUACAAAAAAUGUCCAGGUUGCCAUUCUUACGUGGAGAGAGCAGAGCCCAAUAACCUGUGUGUACAGUGUUCCAUCUGCACCUCUAACAAGCUUCGCAUCUACCAGUUUUGCUGGCUCUGCCAAAGGGAGUGGAGAGGACCCUAUGCCAAUGCCAAGCACUGUGCCAAUGAGGGCUGUGGGCAGAGCAAGGUUUCUCAAGGAAAUUCCACUUCAUCUCUUGAAUGGUGCCACCAUAAUUUCAAGACCAGGACACUUCAGUCAGAAAAGGAUGAUAUUUACAUGUCUAUGGACAAAUCUGAUAGCCGAACACGCUUGGCUCUACUCAUCAACAAUGUGGAGUUUGAGCAAGAAAGUGACAGAACAGGAGCUGAGGUUGAUGAGAAGAACAUGAGGAUCCUACUUGAAAACUUGGGAUACACCGUGCUCAUACUCAGGAAUCUGACUUCUCAGGGCAUGGAGGCUGCUAUGGCAGACUUCUCUCAGAGGGGGGAACACCUCCAGUCAGACAGUUGUUUUGUGGUGAUCAUGUCCCAUGGAACUCAGGAGGGGAUCUGUGGUGUUUCCUAUGGUGACGAUCAGGAGGACAUCUUACCUGUGGACUCCAUUUUCCACCAUCUUAACACUCCAAGCUGCCCCGCACUGCGCGAUAAACCCAAAGUAAUUCUCAUCCAGGCUUGUAGAGGAGUUUGUCCAGGGGAAAAAGGAGAUGUGUGGGUUGCGGACAGUGCCCCUAUCUCUAGGCGCAAGAAGGAGCACCGUGAGAAAGACUUCAUCUGCUUGAGAUCCUGCACUCCAGAUACUGUGUCAUACAGAAAUACUAAGACAGGUUCAGUAUUCAUCCAGACCGUUGUGCAAACACUUAAUGAGCAUGCCCAUGAGGACCACAUCGAAGAGCUUUUCAGGAAGGUAUUGAAGACAUUUAAGAACAGCUACCCUGACCAGAUGCCAUGCAAGGAUCGGACUACUCUCUCAAGAAAGUUUUAUCUCUUUCCAGGACUGUGAAUGGAAUUCUCAAAAGGAUGCACAGCCAUUUGGCAUGGCACUGGACUGGUCAUGAUAUUGUAUCUUUAACACAGUUUUUUUUAUUUAACUAGUAAUCAGUACCAUCAUGCUGACUGAAAGAAACAUCACAUCCAACGUGGAGUCUGCUUUUGAGUGUUGGAGUGUAUUCUAAUUUUGCACAAUUACAGACAUCCUGUGAACAUUUUAUUCUCUAAGUUGUCAUAUUACAAGAAUGUUGUAAACUGUACUGUAUUUUGCAUAAUCUAUGCAGAUCAAGUUCAUGAAAAUGUUCAGGUCUUAUGUUACGUCCCUAGCUGUUUUUGUGUUCCUGCUGCUUUUCUGUGUAUUUUUCACACUCCAGCAGGGGGCUUAAUUGCUAGACCAGCCCUAUAUAAGGUGCUGGUUGACGUCACUCUAGAGGCCGGCUCGUUUUUUAGUUCAUCACUGAACACUACC